GGGGAGGAGGCAAUCCGUAGAACCAUCUGGGAGAAGAACAUGCGUCUGAUCGAAGCCCACAAUGAGGAGGCCGCUCUGGGCAUUCACUCGUACGAGCUGGGCAUGAACCACCUGGGAGACAUGACGUCAGAGGAGAUAGUUGAGAAGCUUACUGGCCUCCAGGUGCCCAUGAACAGGGACCGUAGCAACACCUGGAUCCCUGACAACAAUGUGGUGAAGCUCCCCAGGUCCAUCGACUACCGCAAGAAGGGCAUGGUGACCCCAGUCAAGAACCAGGGCUCCUGUGGCUCCUGCUGGGCAUUCAGCUCUGUAGGGGCCCUGGAGGGCCAGCUGAUGAAGACCACAGGUAAACUGAUAGACCUCAGCCCCCAGAACCUGGUGGACUGCUCCUCCAAAUACGGCAAUAAGGGCUGCCACGGUGGCUUCAUGACCAAGGCCUUCCAGUAUGUCAUCGACAACCAGGGCAUUGACUCUGACCAAUCCUACCCUUACAAGGGAGUGCAUCAACAGUGUAGCUACAACCCUGCUCAGCGUGCUGCAAACUGUUCCAGGUACAGCUUUCUGCCUGAGGGGGAUGAGGGGGUUCUGAAAGAAGCGCUGGCCACCAUCGGACCUAUCUCUGUUGGCAUUGAUGCCACCCGACCUAAUUUUGCCUUCUACCGCAGCGGAGUUUACAAUGAUCCAACUUGCACAAAGAAGACAAACCAUGCUGUCCUUGCUGUAGGAUACGGUACCCUGGGCGGGCAGGAUUACUGGCUGGUGAAGAACAGCUGGGGCUUAUCGUGGGGAGACCAGGGAUAUAUACGGAUGUCACGCAACAAGGACAACCAGUGUGGCAUCGCCUUGUACGGGUGCUACCCUGUCAUGUAACUCCUGCUAAUCAAAGUGGCCUAACUGGAAAAACGGAGCCCUUUUAUUCAUUGAAUGUAAUUCAUUUUUACUAGCUCCAUUGUUUUAGUCUUGUUUUUACCAUUUCACUUUCUGUCACUUUCUGUCUAUAUAGACAGUACUUCUUUAAAAGAGUUUUUAGAAAUCAUGUAUAAGGCAAAUGUGAUUAUCUACAUUAUCACUGUAUCUAGCGUUCUGUCCAGGGGGUGUAGUUGUACAUCAAGUUGCCUCACGCUACAGAAACAGGAGCUCUUGCUCGUAUGAGCCGUUUUAGCUCGCACAUGCCAAGGCUCGUACAAAGCUACUUACUUGCUUAAAUUAAAGUAUAUUUUGUCAUCGAAUAAAUAUAACUUUUAAAGAACUGA
Messenger RNA from Salvelinus sp. IW2-2015, 1253 nucleotides. The record is from RefSeq and is a predicted model, not a curated record. Lineage: Eukaryota; Metazoa; Chordata; Actinopteri; Salmoniformes; Salmonidae.